Molecule: messenger RNA, 435 nt
Organism: Cylicostephanus goldi
Lineage: Eukaryota; Metazoa; Nematoda; Chromadorea; Rhabditida; Strongylidae
Source: the annotation of a GenBank genome assembly
AUGCAACAGGAACAACACCAGUUCGUUGACUCGUUCCUCCACAAGUUUGCCGAACGUCGAUCAAUGUUCGAUGAAGACGAAUUGAAAAGACGCCUAGAAGUAGUUUACGAAGAAAUUUCCAACCUCAUCGAUCACGGACGCGAGCUGCAAACGAAGACUUUAGAGCUCAAACGAAAUGCCAGUCACUAUGAGCCGGUCUACGUCAAAUUAACCACUGACGAUCCUCUUGUUUUCUUCAGCGGACAGACAUACGAGCGAAGACCUAGAGUUGCAGGACGUCCCAAUUCCAAAGAAGCCAACAGCGACAUCAUUCGGGACCAGCUGAACGAACUCAAGAACACUCAAUGCACACUAGAAUUUUUAACCAUUGAUCCUUUCUUGAACCCAUACAUCGAGAAAGAGGAACAAGGUCCAUAUGUUACCGAAACUACCUAA